Verruconis gallopava is the source of this 1002-nucleotide messenger RNA. RefSeq lists its product as uncharacterized. The record is from RefSeq and is a predicted model, not a curated record. The transcript has 2 exons. Bases 1 to 1002 code for a protein of 333 amino acids. NCBI's taxonomy places the organism in Eukaryota, Fungi, Ascomycota, Dothideomycetes, Venturiales, Sympoventuriaceae.
AUGAACGAAUUGCAAAGCGGCCCGAACAGCAGGACCAAUGCGCAAAUUGAAUCAUGGAGAGAGGAUGUCGAGGAGGCCCAUCGCUACGAAGAGCCUCACUUUAACUAUACAGAUGGAUCAAACCUGAUCGAGGAAUUACCCCAGAAAGUUGAUAGAGAUAUAUCACCCACUCACGCAUCAACGGAACCUUCGGAAGACUUUUUCACGUCUCUUCUAGGAGAUUUGAACCUCGAUUCGACUGUCAGACUCGAGAACACCGCGGAGACAAAGAUCAUUCGAACGCCCAAGGAAAAUAACUCGGGGGGAAAGAGCGAAUCGCUGCAAGAAGAGAACAAAAACGAAGCUGAUCAGCAAGCUAAAAGGCUGGAAGAAAUUCAGAGAUACAUCACGCAGCAGAAGCGCAGUGCCCGGGAGGAGGCAGCGGCACAAGCAAAACAAGUUGAACUGCAGAAAGUUACGAAGGAUAUCCUCGAGCUGAUUGCCCUUGAUACACUUGUCAAGCAUACGGCGCUGGACAUCAACCUUUCAGAUUCCUGGGAACGUGUUCUCAUGCUUAAAACCGCAUGUUCAAGCAUUGAGAUGUUCUUGGCAGAAUGUGCCCCGGAUCCUUAUGCCUGGAGUGUCCUCAGAAGGGAAGGCUAUUUUGCUUUACAUCUAUCGUCAGCGAUUCGAGGGGUUCUUGAAAGCGAGGACAGACCCAAAGACCGGGAGUUCUUACUUACUAUUCUCGAAUCACUAUUGGAAAUCUUCAAUGGUGAUGUGGAGUGGGACAUUGUACCUGAUAAUGUACCUAGAGCUCUGGUUAGGAGAGCAAUCGCCGUGGCAAGGGAUGGACCAGACCCGCCUAAUUAUGAGUGGGGCGAAGACUCUCAAACCGAUGCGUUUUUGAUAAUGGUUGCUAACAAGUCAGAGUCGUCGUUAUUCGGAACUCCAGAUUCGGACAAUCCGAGAUACUGGGAUUAUUGGAUGCGCAGGGGUGGGUUUGGCUCGAAGAGUUCCUGA